CGCGACCAAGACGACCGUCCAUUUUGCCUUUUCGACCAGCAUGCUGCUUCCGAUCGCAACGACCUUGAACGAGGCGCCUCUGCGCGCGUGGAGUCUCCUCGGACCCGUGUACGUCCGCCUGUCGGCACAGGAGCUUUCGACUGCGGCGUUCUCGCAUGCGCUCCUGGCGACGACACGGCUCUAUGUCGGGCCUUUCGCGCCCGACGCCAUCGACUCGGCCGUCACGUGGCUCGACCACGGCGCGCACAAGGCCGUGUUCCACACUACGUACACAGCGCUCGUGACCGGCGGCAUUGCCUUGGACCUGCCCGCGGACCGCGUCCUUCUCUCCUUGGCCGUCACCAGCGCCGACGUGGUUGCGCUCGCGACGACGCUGCCGGCCGUGACGGCGUUUGCCUCGGGCCUGCUCUUGCAGCUUCCGGCCGACGUGUCACCCGAGGCCGUCCUGCCCUUGCGCAAGGCGCUGCCCGAAGGAUUCGUGGUCGCGAUCGACGCGCCGGGGACUGCGAUCGCAACGAACGUCGGGCCGUUGCAUGCACAGCGAUUGAGUCUGGCAGCAGUGCCAAGUGCCAACGACGAUGUCACCGACGCCUUUGUCCGGUGCCUCAAGAGCGACCGUCCGGACGGCCUGUUUACAACCGUGGUCACCGACGCGUCGGGCGUGGCGCUGGGCCUUGUCUACUCGAGCGCAGAGAGCAUUGUGGCGUCCGUCCAGCAGCGGCGCGGCAUCUACUACUCCCGCUCUCGAAAUGGUCUGUGGCCCAAAGGCGACUCGUCCGGCCAUGUGCAGGAGCUCAUCCAGCUGGACAUGGACUGCGACUCGGAUGCGCUGCGGUUCACGGUCUUCCAACACAGUCCGGCGCGCGCCACGACGCCGGACGCUGGCAGCUUUUGCCACCUCGAGACGCGCACGUGCUGGGGGCCGGCCAUGGGCAUUCGCCACCUCCAGGCCACGCUGCAAGAUCGCAAACAGUCGGCGCCGCCGGGCUCGUACACCAAGCGCCUCUUUGAUGACAUGACGCUGCUUCGCAACAAGCUCGUCGAGGAAGCGCAGGAGCUCGCCGAGGCCACCGACGCCGUGCACGUCGCGGAAGAAGGCGCCGACGUGCUGUACUUCGCCAUGGCCCGCUGCGUCGCGGCCGGCGUGAGCUUCCAGGACAUUGAGCACCAGCUCAACAUGCGCGCGCGCAAGCUCACGCGGCGACCGGGCAACGCCAAGGCGUACCGCAUCGAUGCUGCCAACGCGAUUCUGGCCAAGGACCAGUAGCUCGACGUACAGUAGGACGUACUAGUAGAUAUGCUAAUGACCACCAAGAGACGGG
This is a messenger RNA of Saprolegnia parasitica CBS 223.65, 1322 nucleotides long. RefSeq lists its product as hypothetical. Gene Ontology annotation, biological process: L-histidine biosynthetic process. NCBI's taxonomy places the organism in Eukaryota, Oomycota, Saprolegniomycetes, Saprolegniales, Saprolegniaceae. The transcript has 3 exons. The record is from RefSeq and is a predicted model, not a curated record. Gene Ontology annotation, molecular function: phosphoribosyl-AMP cyclohydrolase activity; phosphoribosyl-ATP diphosphatase activity. The coding region runs from base 41 to 1267 and encodes 408 amino acids.